Molecule: messenger RNA, 2515 nt
Organism: Meriones unguiculatus (Mongolian gerbil)
Lineage: Eukaryota; Metazoa; Chordata; Mammalia; Rodentia; Muridae
Product: eukaryotic peptide chain release factor GTP-binding subunit ERF3B
Exons: 1
Coding region: 206-2104 (632 amino acids)
Biological process (GO): translation
Cellular component (GO): translation release factor complex
Molecular function (GO): GTP binding; GTPase activity; translation release factor activity
Source: RefSeq, a predicted model, not a curated record
CACUCUUACACAGAAGCAGAGCCCUGAGCGGCCAUAUCUGCCGCCGCCGCAGCUGUGAAUGCAGCGUCUGCACUUAGCUGCCUCUGCGCUGCUGAGGUUCGCGUCGCUAUCCCGUGGCCCUUGGCUGUUCCUGCCUUAACUACCACCGGUGGAACCCGCGUUGCCUACCUCGCUCCUUUUCCGCCGCACCCCGGCUGCUCAGACCAUGGAUCUCGGCAGCAGCAGCGACUCGGCUCCCGACUGCUGGGAUCAGGUGGACAUGGAAGCCCCGGGUUCGGCUCCAAGCGGGGAUGGAAUCGCCUCCUCGGCCAUGACAGCGGCCGAGGCAGCGGAAGAGGAGGCCCAGCGCAAGCAUCUCAGCAUGGCCUUCAGCAGUCAGCUCAACAUCAACGCCAAACCUUUCGUGCCUAGCAUAAGCGCCUUGGAGUUCGUGCAGUCCUGCCAGCCGGGAUCGGCCCCGCCACCCGCCCCCACGGCCUCCAGCUGUGACGAAACCUGCACCAGCGCCGCCGGAGAUUCCCAAGGUAAAAUGCUGGGAUGGGGAGCACCUGUGGAACCUUUGAAAGAUGAACAUUUAGUGUCUUGGGAAGGUUCCAGUUCGGCUGUUACCAUGGAACUUUCAGAACCUGUUGUAGAAAAUGGAGAGGUGGAGAUGGCCAUGGAAGAAUCGUGGGAGCUUAAAGAAAUAAGUGAAGCAAAGCCCGGGGUUUCUUUGGGAGAUGCGGGGCCCCCAGAAGAAAGUGGCAAGGAAAUGAUGGAGGAGAAGGAGGAAAUAAGGAAAUCAAAAUCCAUGGUCAUACCAUCAGGUGCUCCUAAGAAAGAACACGUAAAUGUGGUGUUCAUUGGGCAUGUAGAUGCUGGCAAGUCAACCAUUGGAGGACAAAUAAUGUUUUUGACUGGAAUGGUUGACAGAAGGACACUCGAGAAAUAUGAACGAGAAGCCAAGGAGAAGAAUAGAGAGACUUGGUAUUUGUCCUGGGCCUUAGAUACAAACCAGGAAGAACGAGACAAGGGUAAAACAGUGGAAGUGGGUCGUGCGUAUUUUGAAACAGAAAAGAAACAUUUUACAAUUUUAGAUGCCCCUGGCCACAAGAGUUUUGUCCCGAAUAUGAUUGGUGGUGCCUCUCAGGCUGAUCUGGCUGUCUUAGUCAUCUCUGCCAGGAAAGGAGAAUUUGAAACUGGAUUUGAAAAAGGUGGACAGACAAGAGAACAUGCGAUGUUGGCCAAAACAGCAGGGGUAAAAUACUUAAUAGUGCUUAUUAAUAAAAUGGAUGAUCCCACAGUGGAUUGGAGCAGCGAGCGAUAUGAAGAAUGUAAAGAAAAACUGGUGCCCUUUUUGAAAAAAGUUGGUUUCAGUCCGAAAAAGGACAUUCAUUUUAUGCCCUGCUCAGGACUGACUGGAGCAAAUAUUAAAGAGCAAUCAGAUUUCUGCCCCUGGUACACUGGAUUACCAUUCAUUCCAUAUUUAGAUAGUUUGCCAAACUUCAGCAGAUCAAUUGAUGGACCAAUUAGGUUGCCAGUGGUGGAUAAGUACAAGGAUAUGGGCACUGUGGUCCUGGGAAAGCUGGAAUCAGGAUCCAUUUUUAAAGGCCAGCAGCUUGUGAUGAUGCCAAACAAGCACAAUGUAGAAGUUCUGGGAAUAUUUUCUGAUGAUGCUGAAACUGAUUUUGUAGCCCCAGGUGAAAACCUCAAAAUCAGACUGAAAGGAAUUGAAGAAGAAGAGAUUCUUCCAGGCUUCAUACUUUGUGAACCCACUAAUCUUUGCCAUUCUGGACGCACAUUUGAUGUUCAGAUAGUGAUCAUUGAGCACAAAUCUAUUAUCUGCCCAGGUUAUAAUGCGGUUCUUCACAUUCAUACUUGCAUAGAGGAAGUUGAGAUAACAGCCUUAAUCUCAUUGGUAGACAAGAAAUCAGGAGAGAAAAGUAAGACAAGACCCCGUUUUGUGAAACAAGACCAAGUGUGUAUUGCCCGAUUAAGGACAGCAGGAACUAUCUGCCUGGAGACAUUUAAAGAUUUUCCUCAGAUGGGUCGUUUUACUUUAAGAGAUGAGGGUAAGACAAUCGCCAUUGGGAAAGUUCUGAAACUGGUCCCAGAGAAGGACUAAGCAAUUUCAUUGAUGCCUCUGCACCAUAAUGUGUGAAUAAAUGUCUGCAAUUUACUGCCCAUUGACAGACUUGUGUGCAUAUUUUGCAGAGAAAUUUCACAGCAAAAUUCACGUUUUGUCAGCUUUCUCAUGUUGAGAUCUCAGUUGUGUCACUCUUGAAUUCAUACUCAAAUUUCUUCCCUCUGUACCACUCUGCUUUCUUGGACAAAUCAGUAAUAGCUUUGUAAGUGAUGUGUAUGUAAUUGCCUAAAAUACUAAAAAUAAUAUAUUUUAAAUCUCUAAUUUCCCUUUGGGAUAUCUAGAUAUCCUUUGUUCUGUGCAGAACAAAUCAGUGUGUCAGUGUGUGUAUAUGUUGAUGAAGAUAACUAACAUGUAAAUAAAAUGUUCCAGUUGAAACUUCAGUAUUUGAAA